AGACACAUGAAAGAGUGAAGACGACGAGGGGAGUGAGUAGCCACGAGUUCUCAUAUUCCGUUCCCGUGACACUGAAGGCACUAAAAAGAAAAGAAAAAAAAAAGUGAAAAACAUAACUUACACCGCUCUCAAUUAAUUUCCUUGGUUCGGAGAAUCCAACGUUGGUGUUCGUCUCUCAUCCCGAAGAUGGAGGAAAGGAAGCAAUCGCGUUACGUGAAGCUCACUAAAGAUCAGGCUCCUUUGGAAGAUAUCACACCUGGUGAACUGAAUCAGCCAAUUGAGGUUCCUCAGUUGGCUGUUCACAAGUGCUUGGAAUGUGGCCAGCCAUUACCUGAAAGCUAUACACCUCCUUCUGAUGAACCUUGGAUGACUGGGAUCUGUGGAUGUGCUGAAGAUAGGGACAAUUGUUUGACAGGACUGUUUUGUCCUUGUGUAUUAUUUGGGCGUAAUGUAGAAAGCUUGCAUGAAGAGACUCCUUGGACUGGACCAUGCAUUUGUCAUGCCAUUUUUGUUGAGGGUGGCAUUGCUCUGGCAACCGCAACUGCAAUCUUUAAUGGUGUCAUUGACCCAGGGACAUCUUUUCUCAUUUUUGAGGGCUUAUUUUUUACUUGGUGGAUGUGUGGCAUUUACACUGGUCAGGUUCGGCAAAACUUACAGAAGAAGUAUCACUUAAAGAACUCGCCUUGUGAUCCAUGUUGUGUACACUGCUGCAUGCACUGGUGUGCCUUGUGUCAAGAGCACAGGGAGAUGAAGGGAAGGCUCUCUGACAAUGUUUUCUCAGAGACAACCAUUGUAGAUGCUCCUCCCGUUCAAGAGAUGCAGUCUAGUGAUGAAAAGGAACAUCCUGAAACCUCUUCUGCUAAUGACACUGAGCAUACUGGUUUGGAAUUGCAGCCUGUAUAGGGUAUUACCAUUGUUAAUCGAAAAGAAUGACAUGUAUUCGGAAAUUUUGCUUCAUAGAGAAUAACUUUCUUCGACCUAUUACGUUGAGUCCCCUGCGUUUCAUUGCACAUGUAGAUCAUACAUAGACAACACUUAUGUUUUCAAGUGCCAACUUACAUUGGAUUCA
Messenger RNA from Cajanus cajan (pigeon pea), 1069 nucleotides. Its product is annotated as cell number regulator 6. Lineage: Eukaryota; Viridiplantae; Streptophyta; Magnoliopsida; Fabales; Fabaceae. The record is from RefSeq and is a predicted model, not a curated record.